AUGGACAUGCGGAUACGAAAGCUAUAUUGUCAACUCCUUUGGCUGGGAAUCUUUUCGCUUGCUUUGUCCGCGCCACAAAAGUUUGAUGUGUAUGUUGCUUCCGAUCGGGGCAUUUCUCAGGCCAAACUUUCUUAUCUCGUCAAGCAGACUGAAAAACCUCCACUUGUCUACUCUACUAAGGAGAAUCAUGGUCCUAAAUUUUUACUUGCAAACACUGCUGCGAAUAAUAGAAUUGUGCCUUCCGGUGCUGAAAACUCCAAAAACUUUCGUCAAUAUAUCAACAGUAGGCAUUAUUCUGCAAACAAACAAAGAUUUGCAAGCAGACCAAUUACAGAAAAUAUACAACAAAGUAUUUCAUCUGGAUUUAAGUACAACACCCAACCAAGUGUAAGAACGGGCGACUUUUCAAAUGGACAGAAAUCCUUAACAAAUCAAUUGGACCAAUCUUCAAGCAUAACGAAAGAUUCCAUAAACAGUGCGUCGCUUCUAUCCCCAUCCAAACGCAACACGCGUAGCAACAAGUCUCCCAGUAUUUUAUCGAGUAUGUUCAGGAAUAUGAAAGGGUUCCGUGAUAUUGUUCCCCCGACCAAUCAGCUCCAGAGACCUCGUGACAUUUCGUCCUAUUGGCCCGAUAUAGCCAACGAUAGACUUCAGCCCAUCAUUAAUGAUGUCAUGUUUCAGGAGGAAGAUGACCGGGUAUUGAAAAGAAGUGGCCAUGUCUUUCUUCCUCCCUUGUCAACAACAGAAGUCUCGACAGAGAAUCAAAACUCAAUGUCUGCUACAAUUACAUCAGUCUACAGAACAGAACAAAACAGUAAUGUGGAUUUGCAGCAAAGUAGUUCCUCAUUAGAUAUUCAGCCGAAGCACAAAAUUGAAAGCCAUCCAAAUUCCAGUGAUGACGUUUAUCAACUUCCCAUUCAUUAUAAUAUCUUAAAUCCAAAAAUAGAAAUCCGUGAGGACAGAAACCAGCAAACAACUUUUUCUGUGAAUCUAGACAAAAACAUCGACACAGGAAAAAUUAUGAUCUCUUAUACAGAUUCAAAAACACCCAAUUAUAGUUUUGGAGAAAAAGAUUUACAUAAAGUUGUAAAAAAUGCAGACAUAAAAGGCACGAUUGGCGAAACACUUAAAGGAAUGGCGCAUGAAACAAAGAAAGAUUUGGUACACCUCCUUCUUCACAAAUUUCCUUACAACACGAGAGAAAUUUCAUCAAAACCGAAAAAUAUCCGGGAAAGAGGCAAAAAUUUUAUUGAUAAUGGAAAAAUGUAUCAAACUUUAUAUCGACUUGCGAAAGCCAUUCCUUUAAAUAAGGUAUCAAAUGAGAUUGCGAUAAAUCAAACAGCAAUAGAAUCGGACACAUUCAGUAAUAACAUUGGGGUUGUAAAUAACACAAUGAUCCAACAACAUGAAAGCCCGAAGAAAUCUAGUGAAGGAAAAAAUGAUCGCUUUGUGACCAAUGAAAACACAACGAAAACAACGACUCCGUCUAUACCAGGAAAUUCUAUUAUUUCUCAAUCUAGUUCUUCUCCUGCGGUUCAAUCUUCAACUGCUUUAAUUGCCACAAAAAAUAAAAACACAAAGCAAUCGAACGUUGAACAACAAAAUAAAUAUUACAACAAAUUUCCUCCAAAAAGCAAUUCAGUGUUAUCAGUGACGUCAAAUGCCACAAAGGAAACACUGGUCCGUAAAAAUAACACAAGAAUUCACAGCUCCACAUCGGCCUCCCCUUCCUUUGUCUUAGCAAAUCUGCAAAGCAACUUGGAAGUUAAAGUAAAACAGAUGGAUAUGGCUACAGUGAGGACAUUGGAUGAUUCUGGGGCUCAUGUAUUUGGUUUUCAAACUACAGAAAAGAAUCCAUAUUCAUUUACCCAAAUAAUUACUUCAGGAACAUUGAAGGGCAAUCCAUUUAAAUCAACCUCCACCCAAAGCAAAUCUUAUCCUUCCACUACAGUAACAGCUGGUGAAAUUCAAAAUACUGGAACUGAUGUCACCAGUACGAAUACUUCAUUGGUGUCGGAAACUACGGGAUAUUUAAACAAUAGUACAGACCGUUUGCCUACAAUUGCCACACCAAAUACAACCAAUUUAACUAAUUUAUUGCCGACAUUCAUCUCUGAAAUAACAAAAUCUUCUGAAAAUAUUACUGAGGUAUCGACGAUGAAAACAAUACAAUAUAUGAAAGACAUCUCCAAUGUUGAAAGCCUAAGUGGAACAACUUUACCCCCAAAUAUUUUAGGAAGUCAGUAUCUGGAAAAUCUUGAUGAAAACAAAAACAACUUUGUGACAUCAGCUCAAAAAGUGGCGCCAAAUGAACUUUCAAUUGAUCUUGAAGAAAUCAGUGAUUAUAUUGAGCAAUUCAUAAAUAUCAAAAACAAGUCCAAGCGUCUUGAAAAAAUACAAAAAGACACGACAAUCGUCAGCACCAUCAAAGAUCAUGAGAACAAGGAUGCCAAAGAUAUUGAAAACCGGGAUAUCAAAGGCUUUGAAAACAAGACUGUCAGAGGAGACAAAAACAAGAUUUUCAAAGGUAGUGAACUCAAAAGUAUUGAAAACAAGGAUAUCAAAGCCAAUCAAAACAAUGAUAGUGAAAACAAGGAUGGUAAAGUGAGUAAAAACAAGGAUGUCAGAGUGAGUAAAAACAAGGAUGUCAAAAGAAGUAAAACCAAGGAUUUCAAAAGCAUUAAAAACAAGAGUGUGGAACAUAAAGAAAACAAAGAUGUCAAAAGCAAUAAAAACAAGGAUGUAAAAAGCAGAAAAAACAAGGAUGCUGAAAGCAGUAAAACCAAAGGUGUGAAACGUAGUGAAAAGAAGGAUGUCAAAAGCAGUAAAAUCAAGGAUACGAAACGUAGUGAAAAGAAGGAUGACAAAGGAAGUAAAAAGACGGAUGUAAAAGGAAGUAAAAACAAGGAUGUGGAAGGAAGUGAAAACAGGGAUAUAAAAGGAAGUGAUCAUAAGAAUGUCAAAGAUAGUGAAAUCAAUUAUGUCAAAGGAGGUGAAACCAAAGAUGUCAGCAAAGAUGGAAUAGGAAGUAAAAAUAAAGGUGUAAAAGGAAGUGAAAAGGAGGAUGUAAAAGGAAGUGGGAAAAGAGAUGACAAAAGUAGUAAAAGCAAGGAUGUUGAACGUAGUAAAAACAAAGAUAUCAAACGUAGUGGAAACAAGGAUGUCAAACGUAGUGAAAACAAAGAUGUCACAGUUAGUGAAAACAAGGAUGUCAGAGGAAGUGAAAACAAAGAUACCAAAGGUAGUAAAAACAAAGAUGUCAUUAUACAGAUUCAUUCUACCGCUCAAAAUUACUCCAAUAAUCAAGAAAAUAAAGAUAGUUCAAUACUUUAUACAAAUGGUCACCAACCUUUCCCUGUGAAAGCUUCUGAGGUAGAUAUUAAAGUCAAUAUCAGACAAGACGGUAAAGAAAUUGAGGAUUUGGUUUCCAUUGAUACAAGUAAAGGUAAAUACGAACAGAAUACACCUAUUGUCGAUACAUCAAAUACUACAGUCGAAUUUAGAGACGGGAAAACACUUUAUGACUCGGUCUUAACAGCAACAGAAAAUUCUACAGGCAAUGGAAAAGCAGAUUUGUCUUCAAAAAGUAAAACAUUACAAAGAAUGAAUGUAUCAUCAGGGAGCACAAGAGGUGACAUUAUAGGAGCUUCGGACUUUGAAAAGUUUGAUUCAGUUGCCAAUCCUAAUUUGAGAAGAGAAGAGGUAAAUUUUACAUUGAACAUUACCAUUCCAACAGUUACUAAAAGGAACAUUGAACAAAAUAAAUCUAAGAAUAUUUAUAGAGCAGAAGCAGACAUAAAUAAGAUCACAGCCAUUGCAUUGGACAACAAUAUAACUGGUACAAAUGAAAAAGAAGAUGGUUCUCAUGCAGAAAAAGUCAUUAAUGAAAACAUUGCAAAGGAAACUCAGAAUCCUAAAAAACUGGGAACAAUUAAAAGAAGAAAAAGCAAAAACAAUUUUAGAAACGGGGAGAAUAAAAGUCAAGCAGAUUUGAGAAGCGGCAUUACAAUAACAGAGCACAAUGCAGAAAAUGCCACGAUGAAACACAGUGACAAAAUAAAAAUCUCCAUUACCAAGAAGAGAAAGGUUAAAAAAGAUAGCAAGAAAUCGAGCAAAAGAAGGACUGGGAAAAACCAAAAUUCCUCAGAUACAAAGAAGAAAACUCCUACAGAAAGAUAUGUCGUGUCAACUGAAACGGUCUCCAGCGGAAAGGGAAAUAAAUUCAAAACAUUGAAAAACGUUUCAGGUAAAGAAAAGAAAGAGAAAGAAAAGAAAGAAGUGAAACAAGAAACUGCAUGGCUGAACAAGACUGUAGAAACUCGUACCAAUGAAAGAAAUGAGUUGACAGAGGAAAAGAAAAAAUUAAAACAAAAAGUGUCCAAACUGAAAACCGACGUUAUAAAAAGAGAUAGAGAGAAAACCCAUUUUACUACAAUUAAAAAGAAAAGGAAGAAAGUAAAUGAGAAAGCGAAAAAGAAAAGGACCUCAUCCCACAAAUCAAGUGAUAUAAAGAAAAACAAUACGAUUGAAACAGAGGCUUUAUUUAAACAGAAAGGAUUCCAACCAGCCAAAAAGUCUCACAAAGAUGAAGGGGGAAAUGUUUCAAUAAAAGAGACAACAACAAAAGAGAAAAAUGAUACGGAACAAAUGAAACAAAGGAACGAUCUGUUCAAGAAAAUCAGCCCAAGAAAAGAGCAAAAUGUGUUGAAUAAACAAGAAAAUAAAAGACAAAAUCCAAGAAGUAAUAUACAGAAAAGUAAUCAAACAGAGGCUAAAAGCGUCAAAAAGAAAAUAGAGGAUAAAAGUUAUCCUACAAAUACUACAAUGAAGCUGGUACCUGUAUCUAAUAAAAAAGAAAGGGAUAAUGCGUCACAAACCAGGGACACAAGGAAUCCAGUAUUUGUAGAGUCAAACAAAACUGCAAUGGCUAGAGAAAGAAAAGGUAUAAAAGUUACAACUAUAAACGAUAGUAAAAGUCAAAAUAUAUCGACAAACACGACUAUGGAAAAAAAGAUUGCGAAGAAAACGGUUUUGAAGAAUAGGGAAAAGAAACAGAGUAACAUUACGCAACAGAAGAGUAAUAGAAAAAACAAACAAACAAAAGAAAUCAAAACUUCGAAUGAAAAUCUUAUUGAAAAUAUGAAGAAAUCCGAGGUAGGAAGAAAUGCUACAAAAGAAGAAGAUGUAGCAGGAGGCAACUUAAAUAAAACAGUAUUAUCAACUGAGGUUCCCGUAAAUGUCCGAGAGGAAUUGAAAAAGAUUGUUAGUCAUAAAGCGGAGACUCAGGUAAAUAAAGUAGCAUUGAUAAGACAAGAAGCCCCCUCAAUAACAGCUAGAACAUCAACAGAAGUAAUCCCACUACAGACUGUUAUGACAACUUUACCUUCGCCAAUACCAAUGACAGGUGGAGGUUCUGUAGUGAAUUCUUUGUUUCCUAGAAUUACAAAAUCCUCGUCUGGUCAAGUAAAACAAACCAUGUCUAACCGAAUUAGUGAUUCCAAAAUACCGUACGGUUUGGUGUCUUCGGUAGAAGGAUCCGUAGACACGCUACCGACGGCUAAAGCAUCACUUAUUCAGACAUCUAACAAUGAAGAGACGAUGAACACGUUGUUCGACUACAAUACUUUAAAUCAAAAUGCAUCUGAAAGAAUGGUUCAGCCACAAACUACAAAGACAGAUAACAAUACAGCUUUACCGUUAGGGGAAAGAGAUUAUUCGUUUCCUUUACAAACAAACAGGAUACUAAAUGAGCGCAAAAGAGACGGAUCGCAAAACGCAAAGGACGUUGACUCGGUGUUAAAGUCACCUGUAUCUGGAAAUCAGCUGGAGUCACUAAUGCCCCCGCCUCCUAUUAUUCCAACAUCAACGGCCAGAACAGCAACAGAACAAAUCAUUCGAUUCAUCGGGAAAGCGUCUGACCUUGUAGAAAAACUGAAUGAGAAAAAGAAGAGAGUGUCGAAUAUGAUGGUAAAUAUUGAGCAUGAGAAAGGAAAUACUCUACAACCUACCUCAGAAGCAGUAAAAAUAUAUUACAAUUCAUCUACAGAAAGAGCAAAGAAUUUAACAGAAAAUAUUCCAAAUGAUUAUCAAAAACCAGAUCCUCUAAACAAGAAUCACAACAAAGUUAACACCAAGCAAUAUGAUGCGGACAAAGAUCUUGGCAAAGGACAACGAAUUUUAGAAGAUUAUAGAAAACUUUUGAUUGAUAACAGAAAGAGUAUUAAAACUUCCGCUUUUGAUUCCGACGUAAAUAGCUUACAUCAAAAUGUUCUUAAUGGAGUUAAUUCUAAAUCAAUAUUUAAUGGGGUUAAAAGAAAUGGAGAACAACCAUUUGUUGAAUGGUUAGCUCGUCGGGAUAAUCUUCAUUUGAAUAAAGGUAUUCCUCCACAAAUUCCCACGAUUCAAGAUGGGUCAGAAAAUGUGAAAUCUGAAGUUCGCUCAGGUAAUACUAUUCCAGAUAUCCUCAAAUCAAACCUUAAUACUAGAGGAUUCAUAAAACCUCUACUUCCGUCAGUAAACAGGACCUUGGGACAAAGAACGAAUUCGGCCCCAUGUAACUCCUCGUUGGGAAAGGAAGAAAUCAUGUCUCUUGCCGUGAAUGUACUUCGUCUCCUUGUAUCUAAUUUGAAAUUGCAGCAAGCUUUGCAACGUUCACAUGAGAAUAUCGUGUCGACAAAUCUCCUCAGUCGAAAGUACCUUCUGAUACCAUUACCGCAGGGAAACGCACAAACUAACCACUCAGAUCGACACGCAAAUAAGCUUGAUAAACAGAUAAUUCGAAAAGGGAGUUAUUCAUCUGCAAGUUUUUUACAAAAUCAGAUAGAAUCUUUUCUCAAGAAAAGUCCUAUGCAAGCCAACAUGGAUCAAACACCUCAAGUUAAACAAAGGUUAAUUCGAAAAAGGCCAUCUGCUGGUCCAUUGAGCCAUAAGGUGUCUUCUGUGGUAGACAAGAAAAUAAAAAGAAAAGUCAUUCAUAAACACGGAAAAGGAAUUCUUCAAAAUACAUUGUAUAACAAUUUGUCUACUAGAAGCAAGCAACACAAAGAAAAGGCAACAUACCGGGAAAAUGAAAUGAAAGAUGACAAUGUUGAAAAUCAUUUACCAAAACUAGAAACACGGAUAAAAUUUCAUACAACAAAAUCGAAAAAAAAUUAA
This is a messenger RNA of Saccostrea cuccullata (small rock oyster), 7155 nucleotides long. RefSeq lists its product as uncharacterized. Lineage: Eukaryota; Metazoa; Mollusca; Bivalvia; Ostreida; Ostreidae. The record is from RefSeq and is a predicted model, not a curated record. The transcript has 2 exons. The coding region runs from base 1 to 7155 and encodes 2384 amino acids.